Molecule: messenger RNA, 5693 nt
Organism: Styela clava
Lineage: Eukaryota; Metazoa; Chordata; Ascidiacea; Stolidobranchia; Styelidae
Source: RefSeq, a predicted model, not a curated record
UAAUCUUAAUAUGUUAAAUUUAAAACAGUUUUUAGUGUAUUUUUGGGCUAUUGCAGUAUUGAAUGAAUAAUGGCGGACGGGAGUCAAAGUGAUGUCACAGCAAAAGCAAAAAGACAACAACCUGAUUGGUCACCUCCAACUCAAGAUGACCAACCCCGAUUAAAAUUAUAUAACAGCUUGACAAGACGAAAAGAGGUAUUCGUUCCACAGUUUGGAAACCGAGUUCUUUGGUACUGCUGUGGUCCUACUGUUUACGAUGCAUCUCAUAUGGGCCAUGCUCGUUCAUACAUCUCGUUCGAUAUUUUACGUAGAAUAUUGUCCGACUACUUCGGAUACGAUGUGUUAUAUUGCAUGAACGUCACGGAUAUUGAUGAUAAAAUUAUUAAACGCGCCAGACAGAAUCAUUUGUUAAAAGAAUACCAACAGAGGGCCACAGAAUUGAAAAAAGUAAUUGAAGACGCUAAAAAUGCUUUAAAAAUAUACAAAUCGAAACUUGAUGACACAACCGAUCCUGACAAGAAAACUAUGCUCAUAAAAAUAAUAGAAACUGCUGAAAAAAGCUUAUUACCUGCUGAAGAAAAAUCAAAAAUAGAGAGCGGCGAUACCUCGUCUACAAAACAAGAAAUUGAAUCGUUAAUUCAAGACUGUAAAGAUCCUCUUGCUGAAUGGCUCGACGCGCAAUUUGGAGGUUUCAUAACUGACAAUUCAAUCUUCUCUGAACUACCAAGGUACUGGGAAAAAGAAUACUUUAAAGACAUGGAGGCCCUCAACGUGGCUCCUGCAGACGUUUUAACCCGCGUUAGCGAAUAUAUUCCGGAAAAUAUUGAAUUUGUUGCGAAAAUUAUUGAAAACGGUUUCGCCUACGAAGCUAAUGGUUCAGUGUAUUUCUCUGUGUCAGAUUUUGACAACUCUAAAGAACAUUUCUACGCGAAAUUAGUUCCAGAAGCUUUUGGCGAUCAAAAAGCUUUACAAGAAGGCGAAGGAGACUUAAGUUUGUCUUUAGGAGGGAAACGAUCACAAAAUGAUUUUGCGUUAUGGAAAGCCUCAAAACCCGGGGAACCUGCAUGGGACUCACCCUGGGGAAAAGGGCGCCCAGGUUGGCAUGUCGAAUGCUCAGUAAUGGCGUCAUGCAUUCUUGGCGGGUCUAUGGACAUUCACACAGGAGGAGUUGAUUUACGAUUUCCGCAUCAUGACAACGAGUUAGCGCAGUCAGAAGCGUAUCACAAUAACUCACACUGGGUGAGAUAUUUCCUGCACUCAGGGCACUUGACUAUACAAGGAUGUAAAAUGUCGAAAUCAUUAAAGAAUUUUAUUACUAUAAAAGAUGCGCUGAAGAAAAACACGGCUCGACAACUUCGAUUUGCGUUUUUAUUGCACUCUUGGAAGGAUACGCUCGAUUAUUCUAGCAAUACUAUGUCAGACGCCAUGCAGUAUGAAAAACAUCUCAGCGAGUUCUUCUUGAAUAUUAAAAAUAUUUUGCGAGGGACUUCGUUUACUGAACCGGAAAAUUUUAAAAAGUGGGAGGAGGAGGAGGUUGCGCUGAAUAAAAAUUUUAAUCAGCAUCAACAGAAUGUUCAUGCCGCGUUAUGCGAUAAUGUCGAUACUCGUACUGCAAUGCAUACUAUAAAACAACUUGCGACAACGACAAACACGUACAUUGCGAAAAAGAGAGAAAUAAAAAUGGUCCCGGAUGGUUGGUUACUGAAAACUAUUGCAAAAUAUGUCACAAAAUUGAUGAGAAUUUUUGGUGCAAUUGAAGGUGGUAACGUGGAUUCAAUCGGAUUUCCGUUGGAAACUAGCGGUUCCGCUUCAAGCGAUUUAGAAGAAACUGUUAUGCCGUAUUUAACAGCAUUUGCAGAUUUUCGCGAAAAUGUUCGAAAGAUUGCUAGGGAGCAUAAAGUCACUGAAGCGUUAAAAUUAUGCGAUCAAGUGCGAGAUGAUGUUCUUCCAGAACUCGGAGUGAGACUCGAAGAUUUAGAUAAUUCGGAAACAGUUGUGAAACUUGUUGACAGGGAACAACUCAUGCGUGAAAAAGAAGAAAAACUGAAGAUCGAAGAAAUGAAACGUAAGAAAAAGGAAGAGGCUGCAAAGAAAAAGGCUGAACAAGAAGCCGCGAAACUAGCAAAGAGCAAAAUUUCUCCGACAGAAAUGUUUUUGGGUGAAACAGAUAAAUAUUCUGAAUUUGAUGAAGAUGGUUUCCCAUUAGUAACGACAGAUGGAAAUGAACUCAGUAAAGGACAGAUUAAAAAGUUGAAAAAAGUAUAUGACACUCAAAAGAAAUUGCAUGACUCGUAUCUUGCGACUCUGCAAAAUGGAGCAAAAUAGGACUAGAGUGAAUCUAAUUUGAAUAGUAAGUGUGGAUAUUUUGAAAAGAGCACGCUCCCCCCCUCUCCCCCCUAAUCAGACUGAAACAUUUUGAGAAAAAAUAGUCCCUCUCCUCCCACUAAACUGUCCCAAAUAAAUUUGUAGUCUCGUACAGCAUAUGGGAUUUUUAGCAGGGUUUAUUCCGUCCACAACUUUAUUCUGAGAUAAGUCUUUGCUUCUGAUUGAGUGCACUUAGAGCAGAUUUUGUAAAACAUGUGAUUCAUUUCUACUCCAAAUGUCUAUGCUCAGGUGCUAGUUAUAUAUUAAUAUGGUUACUGGUGAAUAGCAGUUUAUUUUAUGCUUACUACUAGAAAACAUUUUUCAAAAAAUCCUAGUUUAUAUAUUUGUUAAAAUAGCUUGACUUAUUAGUUUCAAAAUUUUAAAAAUGGCAGCUAAACUGUCUAAACCAAAUUGUACCCUAAAUUUAAGUUAUUGUUGAUAACAGAUUUUGUUUUAAAUAGUUAUGAAUGAAUUGCUACGCAAAAUAUUUCCCCUUGAUGUUGUUAUCUUCCAUUGACUCUGCAUUUGAGCUGUAUUAAUUAGGAAUUUGGUGAAUUUAUUCAAACUUGCUGAAACUCGAUCGGGUGAGACUGCUUGGGUGCCCCCCCCCUUGGGUGCCCCUUCUUUUCAGUUCAAAUCCCGCCAAAAAUAUAGUGGAUCCUUGCAUAUCAGUGAAAGUCGCUAUGAAAAAUUGGCAUAAUAUAUUUAUCAUUCCUUUUCUAUUUCUUGUUAAUUUUUAGAAAAAUUUAAAUCUCAUCCUGACAUAUAUGUAGUUUACAUUUUGCAAUUUUUUGUCAUCGUAUAUCUUCCUAUAACACAGGGUUUCCCAACCUUUUAUGGUUCGUGGCCCACUCCCAUAUGCUUUUAGCACUCAUGGCCCCCCCUGUCCAUCAUUACAGUUGUAUUUAUAGUGCUAUUUUAUUGAUUUGUAAAUUCCGAAUCUCAUUAGGUUCAAACAAUUCAUGCUCAACAAAGUGAUAUAACCUUAAAGCAAUGUAACUGAACAGGAAAUUUUCUUGUAAGGGGAAAUCAGUUUUUUUUUUCCCAGCCUGGAGGGGGGGGGGGGGCUCCAACUGUUCUGUGGCCCCAGGUUGGAAACCACUGCUAUAACACAAGGCUAUAGUAAAAUCAAUUUAGCUCAUGUCACAUUUCAAGGUUUUGAUAGAAUCACAUUUUUGGAAUAGUUUGGUUCUCACUUCUCACAGCCAAAUCUAAUAAAGGACAUAAGGCACCACCUAUCAAAACUAAAAUAGAUACAGCUUUAAAACCCAAACCAAAAGACAACCCUUGGUCUAUACUAGCAGAAAAUCAAAAAGAUCAUUUCUGACAAAUGUGUAAUAAGUUACUUUGGGUUUAAGCUAAUCCUCACGAUCUGACGCAUGCGCGACGUUUCAGACGUUUUGACGUUACGAGAGACCUCUUGAAAGAGGUGUUUUAGUUUACGGUCCUCCAGUGACAUCUAGCGUAUAGUACUCUAAAAGACCUUUCCAAUGGUAUAUAAUUAUUGUAUAUUGGGUCAAUUUUGGGGGUCGUAUGACAUUAAUAAAAAUGGGUAUACAAAAUUGGGCUCGAUUGGGAGUCUGAAACAGGUUAAUGUAGCAAUAUGUUGUAUAUUUGUAAUCUUUGAAUGACAGUGGGAUAUUGUCUAUCAUGUUCUUGUGUCCUAUUUAUCAUUUUUCAUUUAUUUUACGUAAAUAGCGUUCUAGAAUGGUAUGAGGUGGUUAGGACGGCUGUAGGAAUAUUUUUAGAAAAUUUGAAUUAACAGAUAUUGAAAUGUUAAAAAUAGUAAUUUAUUCAGUUUUAUCAAUUUCAAAUCUUUCGUAGUUACAUAUUUCAUAGUUUGUGUAUACAAUAUUUAUGUACUGACUAGAACAGGGGACGGCAGCCUUUUGUCGCUCGCAAAAUUAAGGGUUGCAAGUCUUGGUGUGCCGCACAUAUUUUUUAGAAAGUUAAAAAUUGAACAGAUGGCUAUUGAAUCAUAAUUUUUCCACACCGAUUAAAAAAUUACAAAUGACAUUUAAUGUGAUACUGUCUUGAUUUGCAUCACGUUUGAUAGCUUUUCGACAUCGUCGCCCACCUCUGGGCUAGAAUAUCAAUUCAUUGCCUGGGCAUUUCAAACCGAAUCAAACAGUACAUUUUACUAAUCGGCGGAAAUUUCAUUUUACUGGAUCUCAAGACCAUUAUUGCUUGAAUAUAAUAAUUAUGCUGCCAUAUGCAUCAAUGAAAAUUUGCAUAAUUUGAUUGUUUCAUUAUUUUGCUAAUUCAUGAUAGAUUUCCCGCAUUUAUUAAUAUUAAUAAGUUUGAAUCUUCUAUGUAAUUCAAGAUUCUUGUUGCAUACUAGCACAAUUGUAUUUAUGUAAUAUCACGUCUGGUGUCAGGCCUAUGUCGAUCGGAAUAAUCUGAGGAGACCAGACAAAACAUUACAGAAAUAUAUUUGUGUUUUACUGGAAAGCAAUACUAAAUUACUAACCGUAUACCAAUUACGCUGCAAAAUGCAUCCAUAAAAAUUUGAACAUUCUGAUUCAGAAUCAAGUUGAACUUGCGAACAUACAUAUUUUAUCUAUGGCCAUACUUCGCUGAACAUUGUUUUCCAUAAUUGAUUUGACAUAAUAGUUUAGCCUCAGGCCAUGACUGGCUGCAAAUUUUCUUUUUACAUUUAAGUUUCAUUAUUAUUGAUCUGAGCAUUGUACAGUUAUAUUUAGCAUAUAUAUGAGAAGCAGUGACACCCAUAUCUGGUUAGUUGGGUAUUCUAGGUUUUGAUGUAAUAAGGUAUUCAGUCGAGGGACCUAACCGAAAACGCUAAAUUUGUGGAAAUUUUGCUAAAUUGUUUUGUAGAAAUGAGAAAAAUGUAUAUUUUUGAAUUCCAAACUAUUUUUAUUGAAAUAAUUUGGUGAAUAUAAGUUCAAAGUAUGAUUAGAUAGCUUCUUAAAGAGCUCUUAUUUUUUUGCAAUAUUUCCAAAUAAAUUUUGCAUUUUUGUUUGUUUAAAUUUACAUUUGCCGACUUGUAUUAAAACCCUCUCGUUGGGUUUUAGUGUUGCCUCAAUGCCAUAUAGUAUUUUUAUUCCACAUUCUAUAUUUCCAGUAUGAUAAACUGUCCCUUCGUUAAAUAUGGCCCAAUUCAGAAAACUGUAUGUUCAAUAUUUCAGAGUAUUUCGUGAAAUUUAACAAAAUGCAAAAACUCUCCAAAAUACAUUGUUAUUUAAAAUAUUCAAAUUUGAAUUAGAUUGAAUUCAUGUUUUCAAAAUCGGGAAUACCACACUAUCCAGAUAUGGACCUGAAGUGUAAACUUACUAUACCUUAUUGUGGUGUUACAUUAACUAUUAUAUGCU